AUGGACGAAGAAGAGGAUGAUCUCUACGCUACCGUCAAAGAAGAGGCGGAGCAGCAGGAAUUGAAGCCUGAUGCCAGCGAUAUCAAAGAAGAGCACAUGCAGGAUGGAGAAGAGGAGGAUGAAGACGAGGAGGAUGAUGAUGAUGAUGAUCAUGUCAACUUCAACCUCGAAAUGAAGGAAGGCGCCAAGACGGAGCAGACCAGCCGACCCACAGUCAAAGCAACACCAUCACAUGAUCAGAGACCAACACCCGAAGUCAAGGCCACAUCAACACCCGCCGUGAAAACCGAGCGAUCAAAACCCACCCCAGCACUACCCACAACCACGACAUCAUCCCGUGAAAUAUUGACAAGCUCCUCAGGGAGAGAAGGAAAGGACUACCCAGCCCCACACACCUCCAAACUCGACCUCGAGACCCUCCCCUCCUGGCCAGGCAACAAUAAACCCAUCACCCAACUCGACAUAGACGCCGACCUCGCUGAACACAGCAAACCCUGGCGAUUACCCGGGACUGAUCAAACGGAUUUCUUCAACUAUGGCUUCGACGAGUAUACGUGGACCCAGUACUGUCUGAAACAACAGACGAUGCAGCAAGGGAUUCAGGAUCAGAAGAAUGCUGAUGCGCACAUGAAGGCGAUGUUUGGUGGUGGUGGUGGUGGUGGGCCGGGUGGACCGGGUGGGAUGCCCGGUGGUCUGCCCGGUGGUGGUAGUGGGAUGGGUGGUCCUGGACCGGGUGGGAUGCCGCCGGAGAUGGAACAGAUGAUGCAGCAGAUGAUGUCGCAGGGCAUGAAUCCGGGGAAUAUGCAGGAUUUCAAUUCGUUCAUGGGGAUGAUGGGUGGGCCGCCUCAAGGUAUGCAGCAGAGUAUGGGUGGUCAGCAAGGCAUGGGAGGUCAGCAAGGUGGUGGGUUCCAGGGUCAAGGUCGGUUUGGUGGGAGGCAGAGUCAGAGCCCGGCGCCUGGAGGUGGUGGACAGCAGGGGUUUCAGCCGCCGCAAGGUCCGGGUGGUGGUGGUGGUGGUGGGAUGAAUAUGGAGGGGUUUAGUCAGCAGCAGAUGGAGAUUAUGCAGAAUGGCGGGAUGGGCGGUGGUGGGGGCGGUAGAGGGCGGGGCAGGAGGGGGAGGUGGUGA
Molecule: messenger RNA, 1125 nt
Organism: Recurvomyces mirabilis
Lineage: Eukaryota; Fungi; Ascomycota; Dothideomycetes; Mycosphaerellales; Teratosphaeriaceae
Exons: 3
Coding region: 1-1125 (374 amino acids)
Cellular component (GO): mRNA cleavage and polyadenylation specificity factor complex
Source: RefSeq, a predicted model, not a curated record